Molecule: messenger RNA, 1065 nt
Organism: Plasmodium berghei ANKA
Lineage: Eukaryota; Apicomplexa; Aconoidasida; Haemosporida; Plasmodiidae
Product: fam-a protein
Exons: 6
Coding region: 1-1065 (354 amino acids)
Source: RefSeq, a predicted model, not a curated record
AUGAAUAAUGGAUACGUUAAAAUAUAUUUUUUUGCUUUAAUUUUUUUCGGAUAUGUGAACAAUCAAGCCCUCACAACCGACCGUGUAGCAGAUAAUGCUACUUCAUCCAAAACAACUCCAUCCGAUGUAGAUUCAUUAGAAGAAUCUUCAUUUGAAACAACUUCACCCAAAACGACUCUACUUAAAAGAGAUUCGUCCAAAACAAUUCCAUCAGAAACAUCUUCAUUCAAAACUCUAUCCGAAAUAGAUCGAUCCAAAACAGCACCAUCCGAUAUAGCUCUACCCAUACCCGUUUUAGCUAAUCCUCCUUCACCUCAUAUUACAAUAUAUAAAAAAAACAAGCAUUUAUUAUGCACAAAUCCCCUGGAAACAAAAAAAGCAAUGCAAAUUAUGGACGAAGCUGUAGAGCUUUUAAGAUACUAUGCUACAACGAAGGAAUAUUACAAACAUGAUUGUACGAGUUGUGAUGGCGUAAAUAUGUAUUAUAAGAAACUUGGGCAUAAUACCUACAUUGGAAAAUGCCAACUUCAAAUUUAUAAUCCCAAUAAGUAUAAUGAUAUAAUAAAAAUACUAUGGGAUCUCAAUGGUCCCAAAAAAUUCGAUGAUAGUCAUAUUAAAGGAAAAGUUGUCCGUUCGUAUAAUCAAAAUUUGUUAAUGAUACUAAAAUUUUACAAAAAUAUGAUGUUAUCAUCCCCGAGAUAUUUUUAUGCUUUAGCCAAAAAAGCUCAAAUAUCAGAAAAUACAAGUAUAAUUGUUAUGGCUUCAGGAAAUAUAAAUGAUAAUAACCCUUUCAGUACAAAAACCUUUAAAAACAAAAUUAUAAAAAGCAUUAACUCAUUCAAAACAAGCGUAUGUUUUGACAAUGAUAUUCAAAUUGGAUACUUUAAAAAGACGUUUGUUAACUUAUCUGGAUACCUCAUUGAAAAAAAAGACGAUCACGUUGAUGUUACCUUUGUCAACUCGAUAAAUUUUAAUCCUUUAAUUCCCACAAACUGUUUUAUUAAAAAUGCAAAUACAGAAGCAAUGUUGAAUUUUACGCACUUAAAAUAUUACUUUGAUAAUUAA